UCCUCUCCGUCCUCUCUCUCACUCGUGUUCGUGUCAAACAGGCCGUGCUCGUGCUCGUGUAUCCGCCCGCAUACCAUUUGAUACCAUUAGAUUUUCAUCCUUUUCAAUGAAAAUACGCGUUGCCCUCGGGCUAAAUGUGCCGGGAAACAUCGUGUUGAUCAUCUAGACCCACAUUUGUGCAAGUGUCAACGUCAGACCAGAUCGAAGCGAUAAUAGUAGAGCAAGAACGCAUUGACACUUGCGAAAGAACCAACAUUGAAGGCAUCAGUCUGGUGCUUGUUCAUUUGUAAAUAUACACGUGCCGCACUACACAAGUGCAGUUCUCACUUCUGGGGGCUGCCUCUGAGGAAAAAGAAAGCUUCACCAGGGGAUCGUAGCAUGUCGGCAGUUGAGAGUGCCUUGGAAGUCCUCUCCAGGGCAGCAACGAUGGUGCAAGUCUUUGAUGUGUCGUCGAGAGGCAAGAGAGAUGGAGAUCUCGAGCAGGCGAAGAUGCCUCUGGCAGCCCUGGCUCAAUUUCGAGAGCCUUCGACCCUCCUGUAAGUCGAGAGAAGAAAGACCGAAGGCGACAAGUUUACACCGGAAGCCAAGCAGUGCCUGGAGGAAGGAACGGAGGAGAGACCCAAUUCAAAGUGAAGCCCUUGACAUGUCUGCUGCCAGGGUACAUCACAACAGGCCCAGUGUUAUCGUACCCACGGCUCCUCAACCAGGUACGACCAUGGAGGACACUGCUGUUACGCCCACGGCAAGCGUAACACCAUCUGCUGCAACCAGGGGCCAAAGAACUGGAAUCAGAAGUUCUGGUGUAGUCAGUGAUCCGGCGAUAGACGAGCAUUUUAAAAGAUCUUUAGGAUUGAAAGAAUAUGCCGCCGUUUUUCACGCGACCUCCAACGACAAGGAUGCUGGUCUCAGUGUCGAUGACCACUUUGCCAAAGCCCUCGGCGAGACCUGGACAAGGUUGCAGAAAACAGGUCGAAACAAGGACUCCACUUAACCUGAAGCCUCCGUCCAUGCCAGAGGUUCAAACCCUAAAAAUGCAGGAAGUCUACUCGUGUUUCCAUUCUAAUUUUGAAAGGAUAGGUUCCAGUUAACUUUGUAAUAGUAGGUAUCGUUAUUAAAAAAAAAUACUACUGAAUGUUGGACUACACUAGAGUUCAAUCAUACCCGAACGUUCUGGUUAAUUUCAAAAUUCUUGUCGUCAAUUGGGACGAAAAAUGAUUUUUCUCUGGGUGCUGAACCGAGAAAGUUCUUCCAGCACCAAAGCCGAACAUAAUUUGAGAUUAAAAUUGAAGAUUUCGUGCCAGAUGAAAUGGCGAAUUUUCACCUCUUCAAUUUUCUGGCAAAAGCUACUUCCAUAAUAAAAUAGUGACGCUUCAAAGCUCACUAAGGCUGUUUUUGAUUCGAGUCGAGAAUCUCGAGAAAUUGUAAAUAGACGCUCUUCGACAUUCGCGUCAAUGCCGUAGUCCACGUGCGGAAAAGUAGGCAGUUAUUUAUUACUAAAUUUGUACUUCCUUGCAAAUGUUACAAGUUUAUAGACACCAGGUCGACGAUGUCUCUGUAUUUAUAAACCUGCAUCGUUCUAUAUUAUGUAGAUCGUAAAUAUAUUAUAAAUAUGUUGUAAUUAUAUACGUGGAGAGUCUAUAAUAAUAAUUAUUGUUAGGACAUAGUUUUAAGCUACUCGUGUGAAUGAAUCUACUCAUUUAUGAAUCCACUCAUUUAUGAAAUAUGAUGCAAAUGAUUCCUGCUGAUUUUAUGAGGUGUUGUGUAUUCACAAAAAAUCCAAGACUGGAAGAAUGAGAGAAAAAUGAAAACAAUUCCAUGAGAAUCAUUAAAGAAUCUACUCAA
This is a messenger RNA of Belonocnema kinseyi, 1842 nucleotides long. RefSeq names its product transcription cofactor vestigial-like protein 4. Bases 443 to 991 code for a protein of 182 amino acids. Gene Ontology annotation, molecular function: transcription coactivator binding. The transcript has 6 exons. NCBI's taxonomy places the organism in Eukaryota, Metazoa, Arthropoda, Insecta, Hymenoptera, Cynipidae. Gene Ontology annotation, biological process: negative regulation of DNA-templated transcription. The record is from RefSeq and is a predicted model, not a curated record.